GGCCAAUACAUCCCGCUACCAUCGCUAAGCACCCUCUAUCCAUGCCCAGGCCCACACAACUUCCACUUAUUUCCUCUUACUUAUUGGCAGCAUACAACUUCAACAUGAAGGUCCUCUCAUAAUUCCAUCCUAGUAUUGUGGCUCUCAGGUGGUGCUUAUCUUUUGGGUUGCCCCCAUUCCUUGUUUCCUGUAGCUAUAGGUUAAUUUUGCAACAUGGGCAUCAAAGGGAUCUAUGCGGAGAUUGGGCCUGGCAAGAGAAUUUCUUUGGCAAAGCUCGCUGUUGAACACUAUGAGGAGACCAACCGACCCCUUCGUGUGGCUAUUGACGUUUCAAUCUGGCAAUUCCAAGUACAAGCAGGCCAAGGUAAUUUUCAAAUUAUUCCUCUAGUAUUUUAACCUUUCCUCAUCUCGUACAGGAGGCACAAAUCCCGCUCUGCGAACAUUUUUCUACCGGCUGGUCAAAUUGCUCGGCUACCAGAUCCAGCCACUAUUUAUUUUUGAUGGACCGCAUAAGCCGCCGGUGAAACGCAAUAAGAAGACCGGAAAUGGAUCAGUGGCUCCAAAUCGCCUCACUAAGCAGCUACUCAAGCUUUUCGGCUUUCCUUUCCACAUGGCUCCUGGAGAAGCCGAGGCAGAAUGCGCGCUCUUGCAGAGGGAAGGUCUAGUCGACGCAGUGUUAAGUGAGGAUGUCGAUACUUUGAUGUUUGGAUGUGGAUUAACGCUCCGGAAUUGGUCUUCUGAAGGAGCCCGUAAUAAGUCGCCAACGCAUAUCUCGGCGUAUUACGCAACCGAAACGAAGGCAAAGUCUGGACUCGAUAGAGAGGGGAUGAUCUUAGUGGCUCUAAUGAGUGGCGGGGAUUACAAUACUGACGGAAUUCCUCAUUGUGGCCCAAAGAUUGCUUGCGAAGCUGCAAGAGCUGGAUAUGGGAAAUCUCUGUGCCAAAUAUCCAGAUCAGACCCUAUUGCCCUGGAGAAAUGGAGGAAAGACUUAACCCACGAGAUUCAAUCAAACGAAAGCAAGCAUUUCAAACAAAGACACAAAGCUCUCGUGAUACCAGAUAGCUUUCCAGACAGAGACGUUUUGGGAUUCUACACCCAUCCUGUGGUGUCUUCAGCAUCCAGAAUUGAACAACUUAAAGAAGUUAAUUUGUGGGACGGAGAGGUCGAUAUCCAGGGGCUGCGACGAUUUGUUGCGGAAGAGUUCGGAUGGACUGGCAAAGAUGGCGCAAUCAAGUACGUUAGGAACCUUGCCCCGGCUUUGUUGAUGCACAAGCUUCGACUUCGAGGUUCUCGUAGGGCUUCUGGAUAUGGAGAUCUUAUUCUCACUGCUAUGAACGAAAUGGAGUUAGUGCGGGAGAUUUGCGGGAAGAGAACUCACAUUAGUUCAGACGGAAUUCCCGAGACGCGAGUGGUUUACCAACCUCUCGAUAUAGUUCCGUUGGAUUUGGAGGAAGAGCCCGACGACGAUUGUGGAGACUAUGGGAGAGAUGGGCUGGCUCCUAUCCUCCAAGAUGACCAAAUUGAGGCAUAUCAAUCAGAUGAUAAUAGGAGAGUGCCGGAGAGUCCUUCUAAACGGGCUGCCUCUCAAUACGAUCCAACUCAGCCCGACAAGGCAUGGAUUCCUGAAACCAUAGUCAGACUCGGAGUGCCAUUGAAACUGGAAGAUUACGAGGAAUCGUUGCGAAACCCGAAGAAAUUCUUGAAGCAAAAAGCUGCUGCUAAGAAAGCUUUAAGUAAAAAGGGUGCCAAAAUUUUAGUUCAGAAAGGGGCUAUGGAUAGGUUUGUAACCGUCUCAAAACAAGCCCCCAAAGAGAAGGAGGCAUUCGAGGAUCCUGAUAUACACGAAGCAUCAGCAAAUGGCGACGACGAUGAUUUUCCGCCUUUAUUUCUGAUCCCAUCCUUGGUUCCCGCCUCAACUUCAGCCUGUAAAGAAGUCUCUACCAGAGUCACAACGUCGAAACCAAAGCAAGCCAAAACCUCGAAGGCGCAAUCAAAAAAGAACAAAGUAAAGCCAUCCGCGAACUCCACACCUUGGGGUACCGGAUCUCAGGAUGUUGUUGUCACGAAACCGCUCAACGCGCGACAAAGUAAAUCGAUCAGUCCUCCCCCAGCAAGCUUCAGAAAAGGUUCAUUCCCCAUCGACCUUACAUCAAGUUCACCACCUUGUCCAUCUCCCAAAGAUCCCGACCUACCCGCUUCCGGAAAACAUCUCCACUCACCCGCGCUCUCAGAAAGCGAUUAUGAAAAUCCCUCCUUGCAGUCGAAUAUCCAAUCCAAUUCUCUCAACCCGCCAAUUUCCAAAACUCGGAACCCAUUAAGACCACCACCCCGCAAAAAGGUAUCUCUAGAAUCCGAAGAUCUGCCAGAAACAUCAGAUCACAACGUUCCACAUUCCACUACCGCAAUUUCCCCGCAAGAUCUCGACAUGAUCGACAUUCUCAAAAGCCCCGGUGUAAGUCUCCGAAAAGGCAGAGCACGAGGACGAAAUGCCAAACCCACGACUACAAGAAGACCAUCCUCACCUGACCUCCCUACACUCGACAAAUUCUUCAAGCCGGGGUUCGACAGAAACAAACCCCCAGAAAGAAAGCAAAAUAAAGUCAUCACCCUAUCUUCUUCCCCAGAAGAUCUAGCCCCUCCCUCCCCCACCACAACCCACAAAAUACAGCAACAAACCACUACAAACAACCCAUCUAUCGCUGAGAAUAUCAUACUCUCCUCCCCACCACAACCACAGAGUAUGGCUCCCCCUCCCCGUCCCGUCUUCACCAACCAUCUAUAUCCCCCGAACGACGACGGCGUCCUUCAAGAAGAUACCGAGGACCCCUUCGUGUCGGCGCCAGCGCCACCCCCGAAGAAGAAAUUCAUCAUAUUAAGAGAUUCUUUGCCUGGUGGCUGGAAACCAGUAGAGGAAGAUGAGUUGGAGAGGAGUGAGAAGGAGAGAGAGAAGGGAAAAGGGAGUGGGAAGGGGAGGAAGGGGAGGAAGGCUUGGAGGAUGAGUGAGGUGGAGGUUUGUGAUUUGACUAGUGAUUGAUUGAUGAGGAUCGUACUGUACUGUAGAUGUAUGUUGUAUGAAUAUAGGACUCUGGUAAUUAGCGAAUCUCUUGGUUUGCGGGAGUGCAUUUCAGGCGUUUUAGCAUCGACUGGCGGCGGGUUGUAUUUAUUGGGUUGGCAACGAGGCGUUUCUGAGUGUCUAUGGUGGGUUGUUU
Hymenoscyphus albidus is the source of this 3209-nucleotide messenger RNA. The record is from the annotation of a GenBank genome assembly. NCBI's taxonomy places the organism in Eukaryota, Fungi, Ascomycota, Leotiomycetes, Helotiales, Helotiaceae.